Messenger RNA from Dermatophagoides pteronyssinus (European house dust mite), 946 nucleotides. RefSeq names its product neprilysin-1-like. The record is from RefSeq and is a predicted model, not a curated record. Gene Ontology annotation, cellular component: plasma membrane. Gene Ontology annotation, molecular function: metalloendopeptidase activity. Gene Ontology annotation, biological process: protein processing. Lineage: Eukaryota; Metazoa; Arthropoda; Arachnida; Sarcoptiformes; Pyroglyphidae.
UGGUAGAAAAAUGAAGGCAACAACCACUAAAAUUCUAUCUUUUUCAUCGAUCAUAUUGUUGAUAACGUUAUUAUUUAGCAAUAUUGUGCAUCAUAAUUACUACCAUGAUAGUGCGAUGUUCUGCAGGACUGAAACCUGUGAUAAAUAUAGUGAAAAUGUACUUAAAUUAAUGAAUAAUUCGGUUGAUCCAUGUGACAACUUUUAUCAAUAUGCAUGUGGAACAAUGAUUCGGGAUCAAAAUGAUUCCCAAAUACAUUUUUUUACAAAAGAUUUGCAAAACGGAGUUUAUGAUCAAGUCAGAUAUAUCCUUGAAAAUGGAUGGGAUAAAAGGAAAAAAAAGAAAAAUAGAAAAAUUGUUAAAUCUAAAUCGUUAGCAGUGGAAUGGGNGGCGAUUCGAAUCUAUCAACAAUGCUUACAUAGACCAAAACCAGAUGAUGUUUUGCAAACAUUUGAUAAACUAUGGAAUAGUCUGCCGAUUUCACCAGAAUUAUCAUGGCCAUUGGAAUCGAAUAACAUUUCAAUAAAUAUGAAUUGGCUAGAUUUUUAUGCACACUAUUCAAAUAUUUUUGGUCAUGAACCAUUAUUCAGAGUUGGUUUUAAUUUAGGAUAUGUCCCUACAAUCAUGAUUGUUUUUCGUUCUUUGAAAAAUGCUACUCAUGAUUAUCAUAUUUUGUACAAUUUAGUCACGAAAAACAAUACAAAGAAAAUGAAUAAUGAGAAAUAUCAAAAAAUUGUCGAUGAAGUGAUUGAUUUUGAGGACAAGAUUACAAAUUUUAAAAAAGGGAAAAGAACAGGUCAAAUAUUUUUAAAAGAUUUGGAAUCUGCUACGGGUUUGAAUUGGAAAAGUUUUUUUAAAAUAACAUAUGAUGUGGGAAAAUCAUUGGAGAAUGGGAAAAAUUCUACGAAUUUCAGUGGCGAUGAAAUAAUUUGGGUUGGACGACAAUAA